This is a messenger RNA of Helianthus annuus (common sunflower), 1119 nucleotides long. RefSeq names its product ATP-dependent DNA helicase PIF1-like. Bases 1 to 1119 code for a protein of 372 amino acids. Gene Ontology annotation, biological process: DNA repair; telomere maintenance. The record is from RefSeq and is a predicted model, not a curated record. Lineage: Eukaryota; Viridiplantae; Streptophyta; Magnoliopsida; Asterales; Asteraceae. The transcript has a single exon. Gene Ontology annotation, molecular function: DNA helicase activity.
AUGAUUCAUAAACAUGCCUUUGAAGCAUUGGAUAGAACCUUAAAAGAUAUAUUGAUGCCUGAUUGUUCAAAUAGCGAAGCUUUACCAUUUGGAGGAAAGGUAAUUGUAUUUGGUGGUGACUUUAGACAGAUUCUUCCUGUUGUUCCUAAUGGCUCUAGACAAGAUAUCGUGAAUGCUUCCCUGAGUUCGUCAUAUAUAUGGAAUAAAUGCAAGUUACUAACGCUAACAAAAAACAUGAGGCUCACUGUUGGCAUGAAUCAUGGUGAUAUUGACAAGACAAAAGAGUUUGCUAAAUGGAUUUUGGAUAUUGGCGAGGGAAAACUUGGUGGUCGCAACGACGGAGAAGCUGUUAUUGAUAUACCUCAAGAACUGUUGAUUACUGAGUCCACUAACCCUAUUGGUAAUCUGAUCAACUUUGUGUAUCCUUCGAUACUUGAAUCGUUCAAUGAUCCAAAUUAUUUUCAGGAAAGAGCCAUACUUGCUCCUAAGAACGACGUUGUUCACGAGAUAAAUGAUACCUUAUUAGCAAUGUUUCCUGGUGAUCAUAAAGAGUAUCUAAGUUCAGAUUCCAUCUGCCAAUCUGAGAAUGUAACUGACCAUAUUCGACACAAUGUUUACCCCCCCGAUGUUCUAAAUGGUCUUAAGGUUUCCAGAAUGCCGAAUCAUAAGUUGGUUUUAAAAGUUGGUGUUCCUAUCAUGCUGUUACGUAACCUUGAUCAGAAAAACGGUCUGUGCAAUGGUACAAGAUUACAAGUCGUAAAACUUGGUGAUCGGAUUAUUGAAGCAAAAGUGAUUUCUGGUAAUAAUAUUGGUACUAGAACUUUUAUACCAAGGAUCAAUAUUUCCCCCUCUGACAAACGAAUACCUUUCAAGCUUCAAAGAAGGCAAUUCCCGAUAGCUGUGUGUUUUGCAAUGACGAUAAAUAAAAGUCAGGGACAGUCGUUAUCUAAGGUUGGUUUGUUUCUAAAGCAGCCUGUUUUCACUCACGGACAACUAUAUGUUGCAGUUUCAAGAGUCAAAAGCAUGGAUGGUUUAAGGAUGUUAAUAUUAGAUGUUGAGGGGAACGUUACUAAUAAGACUACAAAUGUUGUGUACAAAGAGAUAUUCUCAAAUUUAUAG